Rubroshorea leprosula is the source of this 994-nucleotide messenger RNA. The record is from the annotation of a GenBank genome assembly. Lineage: Eukaryota; Viridiplantae; Streptophyta; Magnoliopsida; Malvales; Dipterocarpaceae.
GCUCUUCCCGCCUCUUUGUUGUCUCCUCUAUCGUCUUUCCUUGCAACUCUCCGGAGCUCACCAAAUAUCUGAAAGAGAGUCACGAUGAGAGAGAGCAGACGGUACCAGAGGAAUUCUCAAGCGAUCACAGGACAGGGGGAGAGCAGACGGACAAGAGCUUUCGAGGAUCAAAAGAGACUCGGAAGGUUUUCGAAGUUCAGCAAGACGCUGUUGAUGAACUCAUGGUGCUAUCUCGUCUCAAACUUCCCAGAGGAAUGGAGUUCAGAGAAAUUGUGGUUGUUGUUUUCAAGAUAUGGCAAAGUGUUAGAUGUUCAUGUCUCCAAGAAACCGGAUAGACGGGGAGGAAGAUAUGGGUUCGUAAGAUUUCUUAAUGCCAGAAGCUCAUCGGAGCUUGAAGAGAGAUUGAACAGAGAAAAUCAGAAAACCAGAUGGGUGGUAAAAGAGGCAGUGAAGAAAGCUAACAGGGAACAAGUCGUGGUGAAAGAAGGGGUUCGAAGCAACGGAAAGGACUCGAGAUCCUUUGUUGAUGUGGUCAAAGGGAAUCAACAGGUAAGAAGUGAUCGGAAUGGAAAAAGUGAGGACUCAUGCAGUGAGAAAAAGAUGCAUGGGAUGACAGUUGAAGAGGGGAGAAAAGACGUAGGGGUUGAGUAUGAAGUAGAUGAAAAGGAUUAUCAAUGGCUAGAAGCAUGUGCAGUUGGGUAUGUUAACGCAGUGGAAGUGAUCCCAUCCUCCAGGAUAUCCUGGAGAUGGGGGGAUUCUACAAAAUUGCAGUGGUCCCUAUGCGCGAAAGCAUGGUAUUGCUAAAGUGUGAAGACAAGGAUCUGAUAAGGAAGUUGGUGGAUUCUGAUCAAGGCUGGUUAGACAAUGGUUUGAGAGGGUAAAGAUGUGGUCUCCUUUUGACAUAAGCCAAGAAAGGUUUGCAUGGAUUCGAAUUUUUGGCUUACCUCUUCAUGCAUGGAAUGAACCGGGUUUUAAAUUAAUAGGAAAUCAGUUU